This is a messenger RNA of Adineta ricciae, 3387 nucleotides long. Lineage: Eukaryota; Metazoa; Rotifera; Eurotatoria; Adinetida; Adinetidae. The record is from the annotation of a GenBank genome assembly.
AUGUCUUCCAGUAUUCACUCGAUCUCGUAUCAGACUAAUCAAGAGUCUUCAUUAGCAGAGCAUGUCGCCAGACUUAAACUGUACUACAGAGUUUGCAUAAAAUUUGUUCCAAGCAGUCAAAACAAGAAGGUUUGUGUAUGCAAUCGACCGGAGCGACAUGAUCACCGAAAAGGAGAAGAUGACGAAAACUGGAAUAUGCAAACUCAUACUAAACCUGUUUUGUUCGAACAUCAAAAUUCACUGAUAAACAAGACUGCUUUCUUUGUCCGUAUCGCUCCUGAUACAAGAAUGAGUAAAAUCAAAUCAUUAUUACUUUGUGUGUGGCAAAUCCCGAAAUCUAAACUAAUUAUGUCGAUUAUUGGCAGCACAACCUAUUCGAAUUUCACUGACCGAGUAGAAUCAAAUUUAAUGCGAGGCAUUGCUAAUGUCGCGAGCAAAUCAAAUGUAUGGAUAAUAACAAAUGGAUACAAUAAUCGUAUCGUACGACUCGUGGGACAAGCGAUCAAAAAGCUUAAAUUACAACACGCAAACAAUGAAAUAAUUGCUAUUGGUAUAUGUAAAUGGGGAUCAGUUAAAAAUGUGCAAAAUUUAAUAGACUCUGAUGGAACGGAAACAAUAAAACAGUCGAAUAACGGAAAUAGAUCUGUAUAUGAACAGGAAGAUGAAGAGCAGAGAUUUUCAAAAAUUGAUCAAUACGAACUUGAAGUGAAUCACAGCCACUAUCUAAUGCUAGACGAUGGAAGAUAUGGGUACCCCGAUACGGAAGAUUUCCGAACACGAUUAUGUCUGAACAUGGCGAAUCUAGAAAAAUACGAUGAGCCAUACACACCAGUCGUUACGGUUGCAGUCGGAGGAGAUCUUGACACUAUCGCAAAUAUUUUCUACGAUUUAAGCAAAAACGUUCCUGUUGUCAUCACUGCCGGUAGCGGAAGAGCAUGUGAUUUCUUCACUCGUUGGCUGCUAUAUACAAAACAAUUCGAUUAUCCGUCGAGUGAAAGUGACAUCUUAUUUAGUAUUAAUGAAUUGCAUGAUAAUAAAAAGAAAUCUUUACGUUUACAAUCACAUUAUACGAUGAUUGAUGAUCGCAGAACCAUUCUUUAUACUUCGUUGCAUCUCGAUUACUCAGUAACAAAACUUGAAGAUCUGUUUAAGGACUACAAGACACGAUUGAAAAAUGACUUACGGUGUACAUUUUUUGCACAGGUUGAUCUCGAUGACUUGAGAUUACGAAAUGCAGAUGUUUCAACUGAUGCAAAGCAAGAUGAGUUGUUAGAAAGAACAGUACGACAAGUUCUAUUUUGUCUUCAACCGUCUAUUCGCCGAAAUAUUACGAUAUUCAAUUUGAACUUAGAAAGCAGUUUUUCCGAUACAUUGUUUGGAAGUAUUUGCAGGUCUUAUGAAACAUCCUUGAGUAUGAAAGAAAAGCGACGCAAAAUGAUCAGCGAAGAACGAAAUAUUCCUGCCUACGAAAAACAAAACGAUGGAAAGUCCAAACUACUGCAAUUGGCGAUGGAUUGGAAUUGUAUUGACGUAGCGAAAGAGUUUGUUCUACAAAAUUGCUUAGACAACAUAUUGAAUCCAGAAAAGAUAUUUAUCGAAGCUCUGCAAAGAAAUCUACCCGCUUUCAUCGAUGAAUUUCUCAAAUUAGGCGUUGAUCCAGGUGAAAUUUUCUUUCCACGAAAUACAUUUCUAGGAUCAAAUGAACGAUACGAUAAGUUUCUAAAAGAUCUUUAUUUAACUGAACAGAUUAACACAACUUCAUCACCGAUACAAACAUUUAUUGAUGCGAAUGAAAAAUUAGCCAACAGAAAGAUUGAUUCAAUCGACGCGCUUAAUGUUAUUUUUCGUGUUCUUAUCGGUGACUAUAUGCAUAAUCUGUAUUUCGAUACGUAUAAAAGCGAAUACGAGAAGCGUAUGGAAUUUGAAUUGACAAAACGAAAUACGAAAGGAUCGACUGAUAUCUCACUACCAAACAAUGAGACAGCCAAAGAACUUGCUCAAGAUUAUAUCAUGCGUGAUCUGUUUUUAUGGGCGAUUCUAAUGAAUUAUGUCGGAAUGGCCAAAGUUCUUCUAUCGCAUACGAAAUAUCGCAUUUGUCCAGCAUUGAUUGCCACGAAAAUCUUCAAAGAAUAUCAUACAAAAGCUAUUCACGAAGAUCUGAAAACUGACUACAAGACAAGUGCAACAUACUUCGAACAAUAUGCAAUUGAUUGCCUACGCGAAUGCGUUGAAAAUAAUGCAGAUCGCGCAUGUUUAAUAAUCUUACAACAAAACAAGCUAUAUGGCUUUGUCACUUGUUUACAAGUGGCUGCUGAAGCAGACGACAAGUCUUUCAUUGCUUUGCCAUGUUGUGUUGAAGCUUUGAAUAAUAUUUGGUACGAUAAGUUAUUUCCUGAACAGUCGAGAAAGCGUGAUAUACUAGCAUUGCUGUUGGGAUUUGUGACUUUCGGAUUGACUGCACCUGUAACUGUAUGUUAUAGAGAAGUUGUAGAAUGUCGACAUGGCGAAUCUUUAACAAAGAUCGUAAGCUCGAAUGGAAUUACUUACUGUGAUUCGUAUCCACUUCAAUAUCCACGGAUAUCGGAUUCCAAUUCUGGAUUGAAUCGGUAUCUACAUCGGUGGAAAAAUUUUCAUUUAUCACCAAUGGUAAAGUUCUGUUACGAUUUUGUAUUUUAUUGCUUCUUUCUUUUACUCUUCUCGUAUGUUCUUCUAUUUGACUUUUCGCCACCAACUAACCGCACACUAUCGAUUCAUUGGACUGAAGUCACGACUAUUCUCCUUGUUAGUGGAAUGCUAAUUGAAGAAAUACGAUUUUUUCUGGUUCAAGAUAAUCUUACCUUGAUCGGCAAAUCAAAGAAUUAUUUUCGCGACUUAUUUAAACUUAUGACACUACUAGCAUUUAUACUUUUCUACAUUGGAUUAAUUCUACGAUUUGUNCACCGUGACUCAGCUCACCGUCGACCUGAUCAAUUAAUUCCAGCUAUUCGUCGAUGUCUCUUGGCUAGUAUGCACAUGGCACAACCUCGUCUGCUCGAACCUAUCUUCUUAGUUGACAUCGAAUGUCCAACACGCAUGAUCGGUAAGGUCUACUCGACAUUGAACAAACGUCGUGGUCAAAUCAACGAAGAAAAUGAACUGCAUGGCACUACUUUAACUCGUAUCAAAGCUUUCUUACCAGUCAACGAGUCUUUUGGUUAUACAGAAGAAUUACGUCAUGCAACAAGUGGCACAGCAUUUCCUCAAUGCCAAUUUGACCACUGGGCUUUGUUACCUGGCGAACCAUUCGAAUUGAAUACAAAAUGUGGUCAAGUCGUCAGCGAAAUCCGACAACGAAAAGCUUUACCAGAACAAGUUCCAGCUAUCGAAACACUCGUCGACCGACAAUAA